GGGGGAGGGGUGGGGGGGAAUGAUUUAAAAAAAAAUGUAGUGCUCACCGUUAACGGGCGAUGAGCUUUCCCACUCCGAAGUGAUCCGGAUAAGAAACCGGAGGGUGAAAAAAAAAUUCUCCACAGCCGCGGCCUGGUCAUCGGGGAGCGAGUGAAGCCUGUCGGCGAGAGGACUUGGGUCGCAGUAGGGCCGGAGUGGCGCAGCGAUGGCGUCCACCGACACCAUGGAGCUGGUGGUGGAGGACCUGGGCAUCUCGAUGGAGGAGAUCCGCGAGUGGAUCGACAAGGAGCUGGAGAAGGUGGAGCUGCUGAAGCAGCGCAAAGCCGCGCUCCUGGAGCUGGAGAGCUGGGUGGAGAAGAAAGAGGCUGAAGUGGCUCAUGUGGAUGGCCUGUUCGAGGAUGCCUCCAGGUCGGUGGACAUGUGCGAAUCGAUGGUGAAGGACUUGUUCAGCAACCUGGGGCUGCAGUACGAGGAGGCAGACCAGGAGGAUGCCAGUCAGGAGCAGGUGCCCGGGAAGGGCGGUGCCAAGCUGUCGGAAGUGAUCGAGAUCCUGGACGACGACGACGACGACGACGACGACGUGAUGGCAGUGGAACCGGUGGAAACGGGGCGAGUCGCCACCUCCGCAUCGACCACGUCGACGGUGACAGCGCUGAGCAAAAUCACUCGGGAGCCGUCCCUGCUGCGAGAUGCGAUGGCGGCAAUGCGAAAGUCCGCCCGGGACGUUCAGAAGUUUGUGGAGGCCGUUUCCAGGAAGCCACCGUCCACCGUGACCCCUUCCACUGGACUGCUUCGAGCUGUGACCACACAAGCAGACCCUGAGAAGAGCGGACAGCCCGGCCUUGCCUUCUCCAUGCCCUCUUCCCCGACCAGCACCCUCUCCUCCACCUGCAGCACCCACCCCCGGCCAGCCCGGCAGCCAGCCCCACCGGCCCCCGCCGGCAACCCGCAGCAGGCGAGCAGCACCGUGGUGGAGGACGGGGAGGUGGUGAAGGACGGCGACCUGUUCAAGGGCAUGAGGAUCCUGGGCAAGAAGCGGACAAAAACCUGGCACAAGGGGAUGCUCAUCGCCAUCGUGACCACGGGCAACGCCAACAAAUACAAAGUGAAAUUCGACAACAAAGGCAAGAGCCUGCUGUCGGGGAACCACAUUGCCUACGACUACCACCCGGCGGCUGACCGGCUGAUGGUGGGCAGCAGGGUGGUCGCCAAGUACAAGGACGGCAAUUCGGUUUGGUUGUACGCAGGGAUCGUGGCGGAGACCCCAAACAACAAGAACAAGACACGGUUCCUCAUUUUUUUUGACGAUGGCUACGCCUCCUACGUUAACCUGUCGGAGCUGUACCCCAUCUGCCGACCAUUGACCAAGACCUGGGAGGACAUCGAGGACACCUCCUGCCGGGAUUUUAUUGAAGAAUACAUCACUGCCUACCCCAACCGGCCGAUGGUGCUGCUGAAGAACGGCCAACAGAUCAAGACCGAAUGGGAAGGGACCUGGUGGAAGUCUCGUGUUGAAGAGGUUGAUGGGAGCCUGGUUAAAAUCCUCUUUCUGGUAAGCUGCUUCUGCUGGGUGGCCAACGACCUGGCGACCUGCGACCCUGAGUCCCAUGCAUUCUCGAUGACGAAGAUUUUGAAAUUCCAUGAUGGAAUUUUGCGAUUUUUCCAUGAGAUUGUCCAGCAAUUCAUAUGA
This is a messenger RNA of Carcharodon carcharias (great white shark), 1690 nucleotides long. Its product is annotated as histone-lysine N-methyltransferase SETDB1-like. NCBI's taxonomy places the organism in Eukaryota, Metazoa, Chordata, Chondrichthyes, Lamniformes, Lamnidae. Gene Ontology annotation, biological process: heterochromatin organization; negative regulation of gene expression. The coding region runs from base 206 to 1690 and encodes 494 amino acids. The record is from RefSeq and is a predicted model, not a curated record. Gene Ontology annotation, cellular component: nucleus. The transcript has 11 exons. Gene Ontology annotation, molecular function: histone H3K9 methyltransferase activity.